AUGCCAGCCCAGGGCCGUAACACAGUGGCCCCCAGCCUUCUUCCCCCCGUGGACAACGAGGCUACAACGCCUUUCUCGGACCUCUUCAACAGCGGUUUUGAUCGCGCGACCAUCGACGCAACCCUACAGUUUGUUGAUCGCAACAUCAUCAUCGCACCAAACGGCCGCCGCUACCGGUUAGAAGAGCUUCCCGAUCCCGCACCAGGACAACUCCCCAGCCCAGCGUCUGCUUCCGCUUCGGCUCCUUUUACACCACCUCCGUCUGCCAGUCCCCCAAGUUAUCAAGCCGCUCCGACUGCGAGGACGCCGCCGAUAGCAAGCCGCGCGCCGCCGGUUGCCAGUUCUCUUUCGAGCUCACUCUCCUUUAAGACAUUUGCGACAUGGGGGAGGUCGCCGUCGAAUGCCAACUCGCAUUCGCACUCCUCCCCUCGAAGGCAUAACCCACCACCACCACCACCACAACCACAACCACCACCGCCCCAGAGCCCGAUUCAUGAAGCCAGCACGAUGAUGGCCCAGCUCAGCGUCGGCAGCAACCAUUUUGGGGUCAACCCUUUGUACGGACAGUCAGAUGGCGGGGUGCAAGCGGCCGAAGCCUUGACGGAUCCCUACAUGGGCGUCCCCGGAGUGGCGCCGGCAACCCCGCGAAGUACAACGGCUUCACCCAGGGGUUCCAUAUCGCAAACACAGCAGCACCCGCCGUCGUCACCACAGCAGUACUUGGAGCCUUCAAGCCAACAUGCCCACCAUGCUCGCACGUCAUCCGUGUCGUCUGGGAGUGGGAACCCACAUCAGACACGCUGGACCAGCCCCGAUUACGUCGGCUAUACGCAACAAGCAGUCAACGCCUCCCGCCAACUGCCGACGACGACUGGCCUACCAUCACUCCUAGGGGAGUCAAUACCAAUAGUAUCGAGCAGCCCAUCAGCGUCAUCACUCUCACCAACUCUGGCAACACUGCCUACGUCAUCUUCGUACUCGUCCUCCAACUCGAACUAUCUCCACCAAUAUUACAACCAGUCUCACCCGCAUCCACGAAGGAUAUCAGACCCUCUAUCACCCCCGACGCCAUCGCCCUCAGAAGUAGAGAAGGAGUUUUACAACGGACCAGGGAUUCGAGGACACCAUCACUACCCGCCGCUGUAUCACCAUGUGCCUACAUCGGAUUACGUAGCAUCACCGUCUGUUGUGGCAAGACAGCCGAGUUAUGCUAGUUUUGGGACAACACCAACGCAGGAAUAUGGCGGGGGAGGGGAAUAUGACACCUUGACGCCGGUGGUGGUGAUGCACCCGAUGCAGAGCACUACCGAUGUAGCGGGAACCCCUGGAAUGGCCCCGUCGAUGAUGUCGAGCGAUGGGGGGAGCACGGGGAGGGACAAUGUGCUGCCAGGGGAGGACCUGGUGUUUGAUGGGUAUGCUUCUCCAACCGCCAAACGAAACAUGAGGUGUCCAGAGGGCGUCUUGAAGGUCUUUAGAAAUAACUUGACCAACGACCUUCGGUUCCACUGUAAAGCGCCAAAAGAGUCAGAAACAUAUUGGAUGAAAUCCAUCAAUGCCCAACUCGUCCCAGCAUAUGCCUAUGAUCAACGACUCCCAAACGUGGUCUACAUCCGUGAUAGGGAAUCAGAACAGGGCCCGGGAAGCGGGUAUAUGUCAUCUUCUUCGCAGGCAGGAACAGGAAGACCAAGCGGGAUAUAUCAGUUUGACAAACCGGCGGCGUUAUUCGACUUUCAGGCUCGCCUGACAAGUCAGAAGGUGGUGCUUGAUAUCCAAAGUGUUAAGUUGGUCACGCUAAACAAAAGCGGGUCGAGGGAGAUAGAGAAGUACUCUGGGGUUAGGCUGCAGAUCUGGCACGAGAGUAACGAAGGUGGAAGGAGAAGUGGCGGGGGGCCAUCAGCAGAAGUGGCUAGUUUUGUAACAGCUGGGACGGCGUUAAGUGGACCGUUGAGGGAGAGAUUGGUAGCAAGCAGUUCAAGGCUGAUGGUUUAUUUGGGACGUUCGGGGGAGUACAUCACUUUGUUUAUCACCGAUGAUUUGGAUAUUAAGCUGGAAGGGCAGACGAUUGUGAAGUUGAAACCAAGAAAGGGGCCGGGGCCGUUUACAAGGAGGGUGUCACGGUGGCCGGGGGUGAAAGCACAUAUGGAAAAAGGCAUAGGUUCCGAGCCCGCUGGAUUAGACAUCCAUGGUCAACAAGGGGAGGAAGACGUGGAAAAGUACGAUUUGUACAAGACCUUUGAGAUUGAGUUUGAGAACUCGCCAAGUCAAGACAACUUUGUCCAAAAAUGGAGAGAAGUCCUUCACCAACGGCGACGAGAACGCCAGCGAUUAGAACAAAUACAAGAAGAGAUGACGAGCACGGGUGGUUUACACGGGCGACAAGCCAGGGAGUUGUUUUGGUGA
Podospora anserina S mat+ is the source of this 2400-nucleotide messenger RNA. RefSeq lists its product as uncharacterized. The transcript is spliced from 6 exons. The coding region runs from base 1 to 2400 and encodes 799 amino acids. The record is from RefSeq and is a predicted model, not a curated record. NCBI's taxonomy places the organism in Eukaryota, Fungi, Ascomycota, Sordariomycetes, Sordariales, Podosporaceae.